Messenger RNA from Strongylus vulgaris, 645 nucleotides. The record is from the annotation of a GenBank genome assembly. NCBI's taxonomy places the organism in Eukaryota, Metazoa, Nematoda, Chromadorea, Rhabditida, Strongylidae.
AUGCUCACCAGGAGUCUCGUUGGCCUCGCUUCCAUUACUAGUGCCGUACUUAUCAUCGGUUCUAUUGCUUUGAUCGGUUAUAUCUACAACGAUUUCAGCGAAUUCUAUGAUAAAGCUCAAGUGGAGUUAGGCGAGUUUAAGAUACAUGCCGACAAUGCUUGGGAACAAAUGGUCUUCUCUAUGAAAGAUCAUCACACUCGAGAUACCCGUGCAGUAAAACUCCGUCGUAAAAAGAAACAAACCGCCUCAUCCUACGAUGGAGGUUCCUCGAAUGGUGGUAGUGGAGCAUGCAAUUGCGCUGAAGGGGCAAACACCUGCCCACCAGGACCUCCAGGGCCUCCUGGUCAACCAGGAACACCAGGAGAAGACGCCAUGCCAGGAGAAGACGGUAUACCGGGAAAAGAUGGAAUUAAGAUUACAGGUGGUACCAGUGGUGGUGGAAAUCAGGGAGGCUACGAUUCCGGGGAUACCGGCAGCGAAUGCACAUCGUGCCCAGCAGGGCCACCAGGACCUCCAGGCGGUGUGGGAGCCCCAGGGCCAGCAGGACCAGACGGGAAAUCAGGAGCACCAGGCCAGAAAGGAAAUGAUGGAUAUGCGGGAGGACCUGGACCUCAGGGAGAUGCUGGAGCUGCGGGAGGGCCUGGA